Molecule: messenger RNA, 1098 nt
Organism: Cololabis saira (Pacific saury)
Lineage: Eukaryota; Metazoa; Chordata; Actinopteri; Beloniformes; Belonidae
Gene: rnf4
Product: ring finger protein 4
Exons: 8
Coding region: 172-840 (222 amino acids)
Biological process (GO): positive regulation of transcription by RNA polymerase II
Molecular function (GO): transcription factor binding
Source: RefSeq, a predicted model, not a curated record
UAUAAAUAAAGUUAAUUCAGGAGCAGCAGCAGGUUCUGGUUCUGGAGGAAGGUUCUGCAGAACCGGGUUGUUUCGGUUCUGCUUCCUCUGAUUAUUACAACUACCUGAAAAUAUACACAGGAGAGUUUCUGUGUCGUCAUCGAGCGUCGUCAUCGGUCCCUCAGCGCUGAGAUGAGCAGUUCAUCUCAGAGGAAACGGGUGUCCACCGGGAGUCCUGCGGGUUCCAGUCCCGGCACCAAGACCAGCAGAGCGGCUAACGCUAGGACCAGCAGAGCGGCUAACGCUAGGACCAGCAGAGCGGCUAACGCUAGGACCAGUAGAGCAGCUUAUGUUAGAACCACAGUGGCUAAUGCUAGGACCACCGCGGCUAGCAGGAGGGCUAGGUCCGCCGGAGACCCCGCCCCCCCGACAGAAACCAUCGACGUGAUGGACAACGCUGACGACGGUGUGGAGGAGGUGGUGGAUUUGACCCGGGAGGGAACAGAAGCUGCUGUGGUCGACCUGACGACCAUCAACGACUCGGUUCUGCUGCUGGACGGAGGUUCUACAGGUUCUCCAGGUUCUGGUCUCCCCCCAGAGACCUACGUGGUGAGUGAGGACGAGGACGCCCCCCCCACGGUCCUGGACCCCCCCACACCCAGGAAUCCGGACGUCGUUAUCUGCCCCAUCUGUCUGGACCUUCGCUCUGAGAUCCUCAGCAGUGGCCGGCUCGUCAUCUCCACCAAGUGCGGUCACGUUUUCUGCAGCCGGUGUCUCCGGAAGGCUCUGAGAAUCUCCCACACCUGUCCCACCUGCCGGCAGAGAGUGACCAAACGCCAGUACCAUCCGAUCUACAUCUGAUACACGGAUCAAUACCAUCCGAUCUACAUCUGAUACACGGAUCAAUACCACCCACUAUACAUCUGAUAAACUGAUACAUCUGAUAAACUACCACCCCAUUUACAUGUGAGAAACGGAUAAAUCCGACACGUGGACCUUUCUGGAGAUCGUUUGUUGUUUUUCGUUGAGACAGAACUUGACUUGAUGGUUUGAUUCUUAUUUUAUUUUAUAUUUUUCGAUUUAAUUUGUUCAGUUAAAAUAAACGCUCUGACCAGAGAA